AUGUCUCUCAAUACAUCCAGCACGGGUGAAUCAGCUCCGAGUCAAGCUCCCCCCAACCCAAUGCGGAUUGCAACAAUCUUGAAUGGUCCAGAGGGAGACAACAGUGCAGCGAAGCCCAAUCCUGAUACCGCAGGCGACCUCGUGAUUCGCGGAAUCAUCGACCUCGCAAUUGACACAGAGGACAGCGAAAGUGAGACGAAUUCCACGUCAUCCAGCGACACCGGUACGCAGCGGAAGAGAAGUCGACAACCUCGCCUGCCAUGCAAGAAGUAUGCAGCAGAGCAAGCAUACUGGAUUUGGUACCACCGUACAGAUCUUGGCGAAGGUUGGGACGAAGUUGAACAAAAGUUUGAUAUCCAGUUCGGCGAAUCCAGGAAGAAGGGUGGCCUUCAGUGCAAGUUUUAUCGGCUACUCGACAUACACGGGGUAGAGAAGGUGAGGAAGCAAACCAAGUCGGGGCACAAGAGGCGUGGGAAUAGAGUUGGCAAAUUCGGCGUGGUGCAGAGAACAACCCGGCGGUAUGCUUGGAUGUAA
Molecule: messenger RNA, 534 nt
Organism: Cladophialophora carrionii CBS 160.54
Lineage: Eukaryota; Fungi; Ascomycota; Eurotiomycetes; Chaetothyriales; Herpotrichiellaceae
Exons: 1
Coding region: 1-534 (177 amino acids)
Source: RefSeq, a predicted model, not a curated record